This is a messenger RNA of Ilex paraguariensis (yerba mate), 261 nucleotides long. The record is from the annotation of a GenBank genome assembly. Lineage: Eukaryota; Viridiplantae; Streptophyta; Magnoliopsida; Aquifoliales; Aquifoliaceae.
AUGAAUAUUUGCCGACCAACACAAAAUCUUGGAGAGGCUGUGCAUGGCCAUAUUCCACUUAAUGCAUGGCAACCAGUUAGUCCUCAGAAUAUGGGACCACCUUCUAAUGCUGGCAUACAUGGGUUUAGGAUUCAUUCACUUCCUAGGUCGGGUGAUAUGGCAAUACCUUCAACUCUGGGUGGCCCCUUUGGUGGUCCCAGUGGUGUUGCAGAUGGUUCCCACCCCAAACUAGCAGUUUCAUAUGCUGCUACAUCGCACUAG